AUGCCCAUGCUUCUCAGUCCAACCACACAGCAUCUCCUCCAACUCCCUUCUUCGCAUUCCCAAGACCACCGCUCGAUUCCUUCUUCGCAUUCCUUUAUCCAUUCGUCGCUACUGACAUCCUUCCUCAUCUUCGACAGUUUCAUCGUCGCUAUUGAAUGCCCCUCCGCCAGUGCAGCUCCGAAGACCAGGAAGAGGGCGAGGGACGACGAUGAUUUCAAGAGAGCCGUAGAGAUCAUUAUGGUUUUGUCGGCCUUGGGACAGAUGCGAGGCGGCAAGGAGCCGGCAGCGGCCAAGAAGGCGCUGGUGACCGAGGCCAAGGAGAGGCUUGUGGUGAUGUGCGAGGCCGCCAAACCGAAGGAUCUCGUCUCCACGGAGGCAGUGAGGAUCGUGGCGGAGGAUCUCGAGCUGAAUAGGUCUAAGGAUCCUGCUUUGGGAUUCCAGCCGCCCAGGAUGUCCAUCGCAGAGAAGUUGAUGUUGACCAAGAAAAAGAUGAAAGUGUCCAAGGAAACAAACGUGCAUUCAUCAGUUCAUUCCUCUCAACAGCUUCCUGUAAGUGUUGGUGCAAAAUCUGAAUCUCGUGGUACCAUUGCAUCUGGUGCUUCUAGGUUUUCACAGGACAAGAGUCCUAUGCCAACAUCCUCUGGAGGCUUUCAUAAUUCUUCAACUAUAUCUCAUGUUCCUGUGUUGGCCUGGGCUGCCCAUAAUUUGAAGCAGUCACUGAUUAGUGAUGUGCAAGCUGGUGUCAAUACCAUUAAACAUUCAUCUAGUUCCCGUGAUAAGGCUUUGCCUUCAGCACAUAAUGGAUUAAAUGCUAGACCUAGUGGACCAUCUUAUCCGACACAAGAUCAAGCUGAAAAUCCACCUCAAAAAAUCCCAACCAUCUCUUCCAUGCAAUCACCAUCUGUUGCUGCUGUGUCAAGGUUUAGCCAACCAAACAAAUUGUUGGAUCAUACUUCAAUUAGGUCAGAGGGUAUUGCCGAUGCAAAUGCUAGCCAAUCUUCUCAUCAAAUGAAAAAUCAGGAAAUAAAGUCUUCUACAGUUCAAGCAGGACAAGGAGGCCUGCAUAUUACACAUCAACCUACUCAAGGCUUGGCAUUCUUUCAUGCACCUUCUCUUUAUACCAAUCACAAUGAGAUUGGUAAGAGUGUGCAGAGGAUAUUGCAAUCGAAGGUUCUGGAUCACCUAAACUGGAUUCCUCCAUCAAGUGACUAUAUGAAUGCUUCUUUAAAUUGCCAGAUAUGCAAACAUGUGAUUUCAGAUACAGAAAGUUUGCUUGUCUGUGAUGCUUGUGAGAAAGGAAACCAUUUGAAAUGUCUUCAAUCUUAUGGCAGCAAAGACAUUCCUAAAGCAGAAUGGCAUUGCCCAAGCUGCUUGGCAUCAAGUAAUGGAAAGACCUUGCCACCCAAAUAUGGAAGGGUCACAAGAGCUCCUGUUCCAGCACCAAGAGCUGCACCAAAUACAAGCAUCAAUGUUACUUCUAAGAAAACAGAAGAUUUGGAUCCUAACACUAGUCGACGGAAAGCACUAGCCAACAACAAUUCUUAUGUGUCUCAACAUUCCAAUUCUUCGAAUUUGGGUGGCAGCCAUUAUGAUUCAAUGGUAAUUGGUGCUGAAAUGGAUUCGAGGACAAAUGGAGUUAAGAGAGACAAUGAAAAAUGUGAUGCAGUAGGUGAUCAUUUGGAGGAAACAAAUGGAUCUGUAUGUGCUAAUUCUGAUGCAUCUUGUGGGUAUCCCAACGAUAUUGAGAAUGAUAGUGGCUUCAAUGCAUCUAUAUAA
Molecule: messenger RNA, 1776 nt
Organism: Zingiber officinale
Lineage: Eukaryota; Viridiplantae; Streptophyta; Magnoliopsida; Zingiberales; Zingiberaceae
Exons: 4
Coding region: 1-1776 (591 amino acids)
Source: RefSeq, a predicted model, not a curated record